GAAGAGGGGAGAGGGGGCGCCUACUACCUCCCCCACUUAGAAGCAAACGCGCUCACCAACAACAACAACACACACAACAACUUCGCACCGCAGAGCGCGCGCGCGUGUGUGCGUGUAACUCUCAACUCUUUUACGCUGUAACUAUAAAAAUAAACACGUCCUACACGCUCGAAGCCACGACUCGAUGGCAACUCGCAGCGUACUUUGUUUUGGUGUUGGUGAGAAGCUGCGUGCGUUUUGGUGUCCGUUUUUUACCGUGCUUUGAUUUUCCCCAUGGCUACGGGGGAGGGGGGAGGAACGCAAAAGGGAUGCACCACCGUCAAUUAUUUAGAUGCGAGAGGAGGGGGGGCAGGCAGAAGCUGACUGCAGCUGCUGUUGAUGCUGGCACCACGUCGUUGUAAGAGAACACCGGACACCCCCCCGUGUCCCUGCCAUAAUUGGUCUCUUCCAAGAGAGGGCCGGACCCUGGUAGCCUGCCAGGUGACGUCACUGCGCUGGGCCCCAUUGGCUGCGAAAGCGAGCGGGGAGGGCUUCGUUUUUCAAAACGGCAUCCUGGGGCGCAACAAGCGAAUAAGAGACCCAGACCAUCGACGCGAAGCGGGGUAGGGAAAGGCAAAAGCUCGCCCGACGGAGAAGCGGCUUGCCGCGCUGUAUGAGCUCGGGGGCGGCAGGAUGUUGUCGGCCAGGGCCACGGCGGCGGAGAAGGUGGACGGCUUCAGCCGGCGCUCCCUGCGGACGGCCGGACGCGCUCGACGCUCGCAGGGAUUAUCGCAGAUUCGCACGCGAGCUCACCUCGCCCCGCUGCCCGCGCUCGCGGACACCCCCGCGUCGGAGCAGGAGGAGCUAUUCUGCAAGAAGCUGCAGCAGUGCUGCGUCAUCUUCGACUUCCUGGACUCCGUGUCAGACCUCAAGGGCAAAGAAAUUAAGCUCGCUGCGCUGAACGAGCUGGUGGACUACAUCACGGCAGGGCGUGGGGUGCUCACAGAGUCCGUCUACACGGAUAUCAUCCGCAUGGUGGCGUACAACAUCUUCAGAAUCCUGCCGCCAAGUGAGAAUCCAGAGUUUGACCCAGAGGAGGAUGAACCUACGCUGGAAGCGUCCUGGCCUCACUUGCAGAUCGUCUAUGAAUUUUUUAUAAGUUUUUUGGAACAGCAGGAGUUCCAUCCCAGCAUUGCCAAGAAAUACAUAGGCAAGAAGUUUGCACUGCAGCUGCUGGAGCUGUUUGACAGUGAGGACCCACGUGAGCGGGAUUUCCUCAGGACGGUCCUGCACAGGAUCUAUGGGAAGUUGUUGGGCCUUCGGGCCUUUAUCCGCACGCAGAUCAACAACAUUUUAUUACGGUAUAUAUAUGAAACGGAGCGGUUCAAUGGCGUGGGAGAAAUUCUGGAGAUUUUGGGAAGCAUAAUCGAUGGAUUUGCUCUGCCGCUUAAGACCGAGCACAAGCAGUUUCUGGUGCGGGUCCUUCUCCCACUACACACCGCCAGGGGCCUCUCCAUCUUCCAUGCCCAGUUGGCGUACUGCGUGAUGCUGUUUUUGGAGAAAGAUGCCACCCUCGCCGAGAUUGUUGUGAGGGGACUGUUGAAGUACUGGCCAAAGACCUGCAGCCAAAAGGAGGUGAUGUUUCUGGGCGAGGUGGAGGAGGUCCUGGACGUUAUUGAGCCGACGCAGUUCGUGAAGAUCCAGGAGCCGCUUUUCAAGCAGAUAUCUCGCUGUGUGGCUAGUCCACAUUUGCACGUGGCGGAGCACGCCCUUUACUACUGGAACAACAAGUACAUCCUGAGUCUCAUCGAGGAGAACUCCAACGUCAUCCUUCCCAUCAUGUUUGGCAACCUGUACAAGAUGUCCGAAGAGCACUGGAACCAGACGAUCUUAGGUUUGAAUUUCAACGUGAUGAAGACUAUGAUGGACAUGAACUGCGAACUGUUUGGCGAACUGACGGAGUCCUACAACAACGAGCGGCAGCGUGAAAAGAAAAAGGAAGAGGAGAGGGAGGAGUUGUGGAAGAAGUUGGAGGAUCUUGAACUGAAGAAUUUUCAAAACAAUAUCCUGGUCAAAUAAUGGUUUGUUAUUUUUCAUGCAAAUUUCCGUGAUUUAGUUUCAGCUGAAAUACAUUUGCAGAAUUCUCUCUUGUGUGAAGCAGUCGACUAUUAAAGCCUCUUGAAAGUUUCAAGAGGAAGUGAAGAUGUUGACCGUGAAUUAUGUCAAAUACUGAAGAAUAUUCUCUUCUCAGCUUUAAAGACAGCAGUAUAAAGCCGCACAUGUUCAACGCAGACAAGGAGCAGCAUCACCAAACAGAAUAUUACUGCAAAUCACCACUCCUAACGGUAGCAACGAUAAUAUUGGUUUACAUUUAAUCUUUUUAAAAAGUUCAAACAAAUAUAAACAACCUAAAACAGAAAAUGAAGGAAUCUUGCUGAAAAUGUUUCUGAGAAACCCAUGUAAAAAAAACCCUGAACGCAGUAACCAUCCGUUUCAAAAGAAGCCGCCACCAUGUUUUACGUUUACAGGAUUCAUGGGACUUGUGCUUGCAAAUGCGUUUACCGUGUGGACUAAGGAAUCGAGCACAACUUUUACAAAGUGCGCGUGUCGCUGUAGAGUCACAAGCCUCUACGUGUUCGCUACCGGGGCAAUUCUUCAAAUGGACACAGAUAUAUAUAAAAUAAGAUUAUACACACAAUAGCUACAACUACUGCAUUGACACAAUUUGUGGAGCGCUUGAAUGUUGCUCGUAUGUGCGUGGACCCCUGAAACGAUGGAGACUACUGCUUAUGUAUAUGUUACAGAGGUUACAAAUAAAAUCCAGUUGAGAUAUGUUUGAGAUAUGAUUCGAAUACAAUAUAUAAAUAUAUAAAAUUAUGUUUUGAGCUCUGAGGAUCUUAAGUGACCAGAGUUUUGAAUCAUUCCGUGGGUGUUCUGUAAGUUUUGCGAAUGCAUCGUCCGUCUGCUGUGCUAAUUAAACGUUAGGGCUUAUAAAGCCAGUGAGCAGUAUUUAACACACAAUAGUAACAAAUUUAAACCUUGAAGUGCGCUUUUUCUCCGAGUACAAUCGUAGGCGUGAAAUGUGUGGGAUGGAGCGCGUUGUUGGCCACCCUCUAGAUCCAUUAACUAUUAAUAUUAUUACUAAUGAAUGUAAAAAAGAGCUUGUGUGUGUGCACAGUGAUCACUGUUAAGGUAUUUCUAUAUUACCUAAUGAAAUUGCAUACUUCAGCCAGAUGACAUUGUAUAUUAUAAUAAACACUGUAGUUUUUGUUUAUAGCCAUUUUAAAAUGUAUAAUGCUCAUGAUACUUUUUUCUGUUGCAGUUUGAAGGUGCCUUAUUUGUUUUUAUUUAGUUUCCAUUUAAUUAAAUUAACAACUUUUGGUUAACUUAAAGCAAGGUGACUCGGCUUAUUUUUUGGCAGCUUUUGAGUGCUUUACUCCCAAGUUGCUGACGUCACGGAUAGGUUUAUUUAUUUUGAGAUGUAUGUUUAUGGCAAAGCGAAUUAAGGAAUGUCUGAGCUGAAGUGAAGACACUUUGUUAACACACUGACUAACCAGGGGUUCCUGUACUUCUGUUUGUAUGGUAACCGGGUUAUAAUUUAACAUUUCUCAAAUCUCCUUCACGAUAAAAGAUUCAACACCAUCACA
Messenger RNA from Petromyzon marinus (sea lamprey), 3626 nucleotides. Its product is annotated as serine/threonine-protein phosphatase 2A 56 kDa regulatory subunit alpha isoform-like. The record is from RefSeq and is a predicted model, not a curated record. Gene Ontology annotation, cellular component: nucleus; protein phosphatase type 2A complex; cytosol. Lineage: Eukaryota; Metazoa; Chordata; Hyperoartia; Petromyzontiformes; Petromyzontidae. Gene Ontology annotation, molecular function: protein phosphatase activator activity. Gene Ontology annotation, biological process: protein dephosphorylation; signal transduction.